Impatiens glandulifera is the source of this 1459-nucleotide messenger RNA. RefSeq names its product 5'-adenylylsulfate reductase-like 4. The record is from RefSeq and is a predicted model, not a curated record. Lineage: Eukaryota; Viridiplantae; Streptophyta; Magnoliopsida; Ericales; Balsaminaceae. The coding region runs from base 252 to 1190 and encodes 312 amino acids. The transcript has 4 exons.
GGGGCCCUUAAAGAUGAAAUCAAAAGGUCACCUUUUGAACUCUCUUCAUCCUUGCGCUUCCUUGAAACCCCCUUCUCCCCGACUUCGAUUCAUCCGUUUCUUGGUUCUAAGAUGCGUUGGGGUCGCUCGUCGCCCCUCCAGUAUUCCCAGUCGAUUACCCUCUAUCUAAUUUAGAAUUUCCUUGUUUCUAUAGACUCGGCUUGCUUUUGCCCUAACCCACUGGCCUGCCUAACCGUUGUUUAUCCGAUCAUAUGGCGGUUUGGAAUGCCGGGCUGACCCUUAUUAUCAUUAUAGGCAGCUUGACGUUCGCAGAACCUGCUAAUGGUUCUUCUCCCCCAGCUUGCCCUGUUAGAUCUAUGACCGAAUCCAUCUUCAGGUCUCGAUAUUCGAGCUGUGGGGUAGAUGGCGCUGUAUUUGCCUCUAAUACUGUCAACAUCGUCGAGGGAGAUGAAGUUGAAUUGCAUAAGGCAUUGAAUAUGCUCUACACGAGGACUUACGAUAAUGUGGCCUUGCUAUUUUAUGCAUCAUGGUGUCCAUUCUCGGCAAUAGUUAGACCAAAGUUCUCUGUGUUAUCUUCUUUGUAUCCAUAUGUUCCCCACAUUGCUAUUGAUGAGUCAGUCAUCAAGCCAAGCACGCUCUCAAAAUAUGGAGUUCAUGGAUUUCCUACUCUCAUCCUUAUGAAUUCUACCCUGCGUAUGCGGUAUCAAGGUUCACGAACCCUUGACUCGCUUACUGCUUUCUACAUUGAUUUCACAGGCCAGAAGAUUACACCACUUGAUGGAAGCUUUAUGAAUGGAAUUUCUCAUUUACCAAAUAACAAUAAAAAUGAGAACGGUGAAGAAGAUAGCUGUCCAUUUUCAUGGGCAAAAUCCCCAGAGAAUAUGCUACAACAGGAGACUUACUUGGCUUUGGCCAUUGCAUUUGUGGUUUUGAGGUUGCUAUAUUUGGCAUUCCCCACACUACUGAUUUUGGUUCGAUUUGCAUGGAGAAACUGCAUCCUCUCUAUGAGAUUGAGAUACCUGUGGGAGACUCUUAUAGCUUUGUCAAACCGAAUUCUACAAUUGUUCAGUUCUUUAAAAGAUCCAUGUAAGAGAAGUAACUUGCAAGGAGGAGCAAUGAACGCUCAGGCAUGGGCUUCAAAGUCCCUGGCCUCAGUUACGUUUGGGGAUGCUAGUUCUAGUCGCUUGUAAGUUUGAAAUCCUGUUUUAAACUAAACCGCGUCUGACCAAGAUCUGAUUGAUGUUGCAUGUUUGUUCAUGAGAUAGAAAUUUUCGUUGUUACCCCCAUAUUCCUUUGUAAUUUGUUUAUCAAUAAGGCUUGAAGGGUUAGUUCUUUGCCAAGGUGAUGUUGUUUCAAGCAUAUUUUACAAUUAGGAAUGAAAGUGUGUUUUCAACAUGUACAAAAUAGUUGAAUAUUUUCUUCACUUAUUAUAUUUAUGUGGAAAAUCUGUUUAAUGUCA